Dermacentor albipictus is the source of this 910-nucleotide messenger RNA. Its product is annotated as cuticle protein 16.8-like. Gene Ontology annotation, molecular function: structural constituent of chitin-based larval cuticle. Gene Ontology annotation, cellular component: chitin-based extracellular matrix. The record is from RefSeq and is a predicted model, not a curated record. NCBI's taxonomy places the organism in Eukaryota, Metazoa, Arthropoda, Arachnida, Ixodida, Ixodidae.
CAAGCCGCCAAUCAAUGACACGAUUUCAGCACGCGGGUAUAUAAGCCUUCGGUGCUCUCUUGGGUGAGUGUGUUGGUGUCGUCAAGUGUAAGGCGCUACAAGCGGAUAACCCACACAAAAUCAUGUGGACGAAGGUUGCUCUUUUCUGUUUCGUCGCCUGUGUGAGCGCCCAGGUUCAGGUGAAUCGGCCGCCGUCACCAUACAACUUUGCGUACGAGCACACCGACGCAAAGACAGGCGCCAAGGUGACACAAAGCGAGAGCGGCGAUGCCAGCAACGUCAAGACCGGCUCGUACGGCAUCAACGACCCAUCGGGCCUCUACCGCCUCGUGCAGUACAUCGCCGACUCCCAGGGAUUCCGCGUCACCAUAGACACCAACGAACCUGGCACCAAGACCCACGAUGCGGCCAACGCUCGCUACAACUCGAACGCCGCCAACACACCAGCGGCCAUAGUUGCGCCGCGCAGUGCAGCGGUGCCUGCUUUCAGGCCUGCCCUUGUGAGGGCGGCUCGACUGGCCCCCCUAUCCACAGUGCACACCUUGCACGCAACGCCGUUGACCUUCCACAGCGUGCCGCUGACCCUGCACGCUCUUCACGCGGUGCCCGUGACUCACACCGUUCAUACCCGCCAGGCAGCCAUCUCUCCUAACUACAUCCACUUCACCCUGGGCAGGGCCAAGAGGGCCUAGACUGGGCUAGGCGUCGACAAUGCCGAAACUCGUACUGCUUGUUCGAACAGUCAGAGGUAACGACGUGUUUCCACCAUGCAGACGUGAGAGAAACAGGCUGUCAUUGAUGCACGAUGAAGAAAAGUGUGGUGGUUUGUUUUUAUGAUGCUAGCCCGUCUUUUGUGUUACCCUUUCGUCCUUUGUAUGCUUGAAAUAAAUUUCUGUUGAAACCAACAAAA